This is a messenger RNA of Protobothrops mucrosquamatus (brown spotted pit viper), 1455 nucleotides long. Its product is annotated as apoptosis-inducing factor 3-like. Bases 1 to 1455 code for a protein of 484 amino acids. Gene Ontology annotation, cellular component: cytoplasm. Lineage: Eukaryota; Metazoa; Chordata; Lepidosauria; Squamata; Viperidae. The record is from RefSeq and is a predicted model, not a curated record. The transcript is spliced from 15 exons. Gene Ontology annotation, molecular function: flavin adenine dinucleotide binding; 2 iron, 2 sulfur cluster binding; oxidoreductase activity, acting on NAD(P)H.
AUGGGCGGGCGGCCUUCGGAGCGCGAGGAAUCGGGCGACACCGGCGCAGGUGGCGGGACGGAGCUGAGCCGCGGGGACCGCCUCGGCUUGGAGCGCAAGUUCCGGGGCCCCAGGCGGAGGGGGCCGUUUGGCGCUGCCGGGACCCCGCCUGGCUACUUGGUAAAGGGCCGGUUGCGUUGCCCCUGGCACGGCGCCUGCUUCAGCACCAAGACUGGCGACAUUGAAGAAUAUCCCACCCUGGACUGUCUGCCUGUUUUCCAAGCAACCGUGAAGGAGGGGCAGGUGUACGUCUCAGCCAGGAUGAAGGAUCUUGAAAGUGGCCGCAGAGUGAAGCCCAUGGCCAGAGAGUGCCAGCUGGACUGCCAGACGGCUCUGUUGCUGGGAGCAGGCCCGGCAGCCCUGACCUGCGCUGAAACUCUUCGGCAAGAGGGCUUCACCGGCAGGAUCAUCAUGGCCACCUGGGAGAAACACCUUCCCUACGACAAGACAAAGUUGACCGAGGUGGUGUCUCUGGAUCCUGCAGGCAAAAUGGCCCACUUCCGGGAUGGGACAUCCCAGGCGUACAGCAGCCUGCUGAUUGCCACGGGCUGUAGCCCUCGGAAGCUCCAGUGCCCGGGCUGCAGCCUGGGGAAUGUCCGCACACUCCUCACCCCUGAAGAUGCCAGCUGGAUCCUGGCCUGGGCCCUGGGCAAGACCGUGGUGAUUGUGGGGGCCUCUUUCAUCGGGAUGGAGGUAGCCGCCAACCUGAUUGGCAAAGCAGCCCAGCUCCAGGUGGUGGAGAAGGAAGAGCGGCCCUACCAGCUGACCCUGGGAGGUCAGGUGGGCACCGUGGCCAUGAAGAUGCUCGAAGCCCAGGGAGUUCGGUUCCACCUGAAGACAGAGGUGGCCCGGAUGCAGGGAGAGGAUGGGAAGGUCACCAACGUUGUUCUUAGCAAUGGUUCUGUUCUCCCUGCGGACUUGGUGGUGGUGGGCAUCGGCAACACCCCAAAUACCAGUUUUGUCCAGGGAAGCUCCAUCAAGCUUGACCGCACAGGGUCCAUCCUGGUGGACCUGUUCAUGCAGACCAGCGCCCCGUCUGUCUUUGCUGCUGGGGACGUGGCCUCCUUUCCUGUGGCUCUGGCUGGUGGCAAGUCCACACCCAUCUAUCACUGGCAGAUCGCCCAAGCCCACGGACGCGUGGCGGCCCUGAACAUGCUGUCCAGGCGGAGGCCGCUCCACACGGUGCCCUUCUUUUGGACCAAGCUGCAGUCAAAGACCAUCCGCUACGCAGGUUACGGGACGGGCCACACGGAGACGGUGCCGAAAGGUGAUCUGGGCCAGGAGAGCUUCCUCCUCUUCUACCUCAGGGAUGGCUGGGUGACCGCAGUGGCCAGCCUGAACUGUGACCCCCUGGUGGCCGUGGUAGCUGAGACCCUAUACUCGGGGAGAUGCAUCUCCAAGCAAGAGGCAGAGUAA